Molecule: messenger RNA, 483 nt
Organism: Penicillium expansum
Lineage: Eukaryota; Fungi; Ascomycota; Eurotiomycetes; Eurotiales; Aspergillaceae
Exons: 1
Coding region: 1-483 (160 amino acids)
Source: RefSeq, a predicted model, not a curated record
AUGGCAGACCAACAACCUAAAUUCGUUUCACCCCCCGAGGGACUGUGGAUACUUGAUGAUACUGGGAAAAAUCUCGAAUUCAUGUCUGAAGAAGAGCUGGACCGAAAUUCCAUCAAAGCCACUGAUCAUACAAUCCCCAGAGAGACAUCCGCAGAGGUCAUCGCCAAAUACCUUUCUACCCUGACUCCUCAUCAGAAGAAGAUGCAAGAUAAGCUCCGCGACUUGGGCUGGAAUGACAGUGCCAUUCACAACUUGCUCACUAUACUUGAAGAUGCACAGCGGUACAACUGCGCAAAGCUACGCCAGAAGGGAUACACCGAAUCUGAAAUUCAAAGGCUUGAUGCGCUCGGUAACCAAAAUUUAAUGGAUUUCUCGCAUCUCAAACGUGGACUUACCAGCAAAGCCGAUGAAGAUUACCGGCUGCAGCUGUACUUGCUGGAUGAGGUGAAACGAAGACGUCGGGCUAUGCUUGGGGAAGAGUAA